Messenger RNA from Triticum aestivum (bread wheat), 1581 nucleotides. RefSeq lists its product as uncharacterized. The record is from RefSeq and is a predicted model, not a curated record. NCBI's taxonomy places the organism in Eukaryota, Viridiplantae, Streptophyta, Magnoliopsida, Poales, Poaceae. The transcript has 2 exons. Bases 693 to 1517 code for a protein of 274 amino acids.
AAUCCGGGAAGGAGAUGGAGAGGGUUUAAUUUGGAUCUCCGCCAAAAGAGGGAGAAUCAGUAGACGCUCUUCCUCGCCAUCGUUCGAUCACGUCCCGGAGCCGGCGACAAUCGCUGGACGGACGGCUACGCACCAGCACUACCGCAGUUGGCCGUCCAGGCGAGUUGCCCGUCGAGAAGAUGGGCUCGAGCGGAGCCGACUCGGCGGAGGAGGCCGUCCGUCUCCUCCUGCACGAGGCGCAGAGGCUGCGCUACAGGAUCCAGUCCCUGGCAUCCGUCCUCAGGGAAUCCAACUCCGGCGUCCCCGUCGUCUCCCCGGACAAGGCCAAGACGCUGCUCCUCGUGUCGCGCGCACUCGCCAGCAUCUCCGGGGACAUAGCCAGCAAGCAUGGAUCGCCAAAUCCACGCAAAUCUGCUACCGAGGAGGACCAAGUUUCUUCCUACAAAGAGCACCGCGCCGGCUGGAAAUCUACGUGGGGCGGCCCCAUUGGAAACACCGGUGGCUUCCAUGAUAUAAGUAAGCAAGAGUUCAUAUGCAUAUACUAACCCCUGAUUUCCUUCUUGUAUACAGGCGAAGGUUUCACUUGGCUUGGUUUAGCAAUUCAUUCAAGCUAGAUUUCUAACCGUUUCAAAAAAAGUUGAAUCUCUAACCAUAACGCACUUGACUUUGGUGCUGCAGCUACACUGAGUCCUAUGCACUUCACGCGCCGGGUGCCUGUUAACAUCCCCGACUACUUUUACGUCACCCCAGCUUUGCAGAUCUACUCCUUCAAAAUUUUUAGACUAAAUGAAAACUUGAACUGGCCGCUCCACGUGUACGGUGUGGUCGCUGCUCGAGACGAUGUAGACAGUAACCGCAACCUUCUCUUCUGCCGGUCGAGGGCUAAUUACCAAGUACUCACUGAAAAGGAUCCUUUUCUGCGCUUGACCGGCCCUUCCUGUGCAAUUCAAGCUAAGGCACCUGUUGACUUUGAAGUCGAACUGAAGAUAAAAUAUGGAACCGAGUCCCAAGAUAUAGCAUUCUUCUGUUCUACCAACCAUCACCAUAUGCACCAUCAUACCGCUUGGUUCCCCGGUUCCUCUUGUGAUGGAGAGCUAAGCCUUCAAACAAUUGGUAGAGCGGUUCAGGCCACUGUCCUGGGUGUUUGCGUACUUGAAGGUGGGCCGCCUUUUGAAUAUGGAUGUCGAGUCGCUUGCUCCCUAUCAUCUGCAGAGCUUAUUGAGGAUCUCCCGUCGAACCAAGUUGUGUUGCUUGAUUGUCACGGUGAACAAAUUCCUGUAGAAUCAGAUGGUUAUCUUACUCUAUCAAGGAAUGUUGUCACCGCAGAAUUACAAGGAACACUAAAAGUUGUCAUCCAAGCAUACGCGGAAUCUGGUGCUAUUGCUGGACAGGGGGAUGUCGAUUUCCCUUCCCAACAUUGCCAGAUGAGUAGGGGUGUGUGUUUUGUUGGCAACUCUAAGGUGGAGAUUGUUGUUGCUUGGUCUCUUCUUGUCGAGGAUAAGCUGGAUAUCUUGUAGGAGGAUUAUACCGCCUCUUGGUGUGUGUAUAUAUACCAACUUUUGUGUAUGAAUUCAAGCUAUU